Rhodamnia argentea is the source of this 2513-nucleotide messenger RNA. RefSeq names its product mitogen-activated protein kinase kinase kinase NPK1. The transcript is spliced from 17 exons. The record is from RefSeq and is a predicted model, not a curated record. The coding region runs from base 159 to 2195 and encodes 678 amino acids. Gene Ontology annotation, molecular function: protein kinase activity; ATP binding. Gene Ontology annotation, biological process: protein phosphorylation. NCBI's taxonomy places the organism in Eukaryota, Viridiplantae, Streptophyta, Magnoliopsida, Myrtales, Myrtaceae.
CUCUCUCUCUCUCUCCCCCCAUUUUCGCCGUCCGAAAUGAAAUGAAAAUGGUAAUGAAACCACAACGUCACUAAAACCCCUCCGGGCCCUCCCCUCCCCCCUCUCUCGAUCUCGAUCUCGAUCGAUCGAUCGAUUCAGCGACACUGCAAGUACAAGGCAUGUUCGAGUCGCUCCGCCGAUCGAUCGUGUUCCGCCCGUCGUCGGCCCCCGACGCCGAUGAAGCGCCGGGGCCGGUGGCUUCCACCUCGACGCCGACGACGCCGGUGCCGACGACGACGAGAGCGAUAGUGGAGAAGUUCAACUCGUGCAUCCGCAAGUCGAUCGCCUUCUCCAAGGUGUCGCCGUCCGCCCCCAAGGACAACGCGCCCGCGAUCCGGUGGAGGAAAGGCGAGUUGAUCGGCUGCGGGGCUUUCGGUAGGGUUUACAUGGGCAUGAACCUCGAUUCCGGCGAGCUUCUGGCCGUCAAGCAGGUUUUGAUUGCAGCAAACAGUGCAUCAAAAGAGAAAGCACAGGCUCAUAUUAGGGGCCUUGAGGAGGAAGUGAAGUUGCUGAAGAAUCUCUCGCAUCCAAAUAUAGUUAGAUAUUUAGGAACAGUAAGGGAGGAAGACUCUUUAAACAUUUUGUUGGAGUUUGUACCUGGUGGAUCUAUAUCAUCAUUGUUGGGGAAAUUUGGACCAUUUCCUGAAACGGUUAUAAGAACUUACACCAAGCAACUUUUAUUGGGCCUUGAGUAUCUACACAAGAAUGGAAUUAUGCACAGGGACAUCAAGGGAGCUAAUAUUUUAGUCGAUAAUAAAGGAUGCAUCAAACUUGCAGAUUUUGGUGCCUCAAAACAAGUAGUUGAGCUGGCUACCAUUUCAGGUGCCAAAUCAAUGAAGGGCACUCCGUAUUGGAUGGCUCCAGAAGUCAUUCUCCAGACAGGCCAUAGCUUCUCUGCUGAUGUAUGGAGUGUUGGAUGCACUGUUAUUGAGAUGGCAACCGGAAAGCCUCCAUGGAGCGAUCAAUACCAAGAGGUUGCCGCUCUCUUCUACAUAGGAACAACAAAAUCUCAUCCUCCAAUACCAGAUCAUCUCUCAGAGGAGGCAAAAGAUUUUCUGCUACAGUGUUUGCAGAAGGAACCCCAUGCAAGGCGAACAGCAUCUCAGCUGCUGCAGCAUCACUUUGUCACGGGAGAACACGAGGAUUCUCAUUCGGGUUUUUCUACCCUUGCCAUGGAGAAGUCUGACAUUCCUUCAGCAUCUUCUAUGGCAAACGGGAAAACCAUUCAAAUGUCAAUGAACUUGGGAGCAGAUAUUGCUAACAUGGAUUCUAUGAGCUGCUCAACAUUCCGUCAACAAAGGUUGACAGCAAAUGGUGAUUGCUGGGGGGCACAUGGAAGCGACGAUGAUAUGUGUCUGAUUGAUGAUGAGAUUGACUCCAUAGGCAAAUCUCCUGCUGAUAUUCACAAGAGCUUGAACCCCAUAAGUGAACCUUCUAUCGAUUGGACGGGCAAAUUUGAUGUUACUCCAGUACCUCAGCCGCCAGGAAUGGGCAUCAACCCUGAUCGAACAGUUAUUAGUCCCACUGGUCCAUCUGGAUCUUUGAGUGAGGGGGGAAAAGACUUUUCAUUUCCAUCUGGACCAUCAAUACUUGAGGAGGACGAUGAACUCACAGAGUCCAAAAUCACAGCUUUUCUACACGAAAAGGCCAUGGAACUGAAGAAACUGCAAACUCCACUUUAUGAAGAGUUCUUCAACAGUUUAAAUACACCUUGCUCUCCUGCUUUUGGUGAGAGCAAAUGUGAUGAAAAUGCACCAAGUUACUUGAGAUUACCUCCUAAAAGCAGGUCACCUAGCCGGGCUGCGGCUGGAACUUCAACAACAGCCACAGAUGGAGUUGGCUCUGGAAGCCCUGGGAGUAAUAAUAGCAGACGUAUAUCCAAUGUUGGCAAUGCCAGCAAUCAAUCUUCACCGGAUGUAGGAUUGCCUCAGUCCAAUGAUUUGAAAGGUCUUGCAAAUGGUGGUCUACAGGACUCAAGUAGCCCAAGCUUCUCUGAGAGACAAAAGAUAUGGAAAGAAGAACUUGACCAAGAGCUUAAGACAAAACGAGAGAUGAUGCGUCAAGCAGGUGUGGGAGCAACUAAUACACCAUCCCCAAGAGAUCGAACUAUUACUCGACAAAGGGAGCGAACAAGGUUUGCAUCACCUGGCAAAUAAGUAGCCUCUACACAUGUUUUGCGUGUGUCAAUGGUUUUGAUUUUCUGCUCCUGCCCUAGAUAGUAGAGGAUUGAGUUCCGGUAUAAGGUUCUUAUCGAUAUUGCAUAGCAAACAGUUUCGGAGAGCACCAAGAAUUCAUGUUGUGGUCACGACUCAGGUAAUGCUCUAAAGUGGAGGGGUAGCGGCUGUAUAAGCUCGCAAAUUAUGUAUUUUAGAGAGACGAUCAGAAAUCUGUCGCUGAAUGUUUCUUUCAGAGACAGGAUGUGAUUGGAGUCUUGGAUAUACAUACCAUUUUAGACAUGAUGUUUGGAAAAGAAA